UUCCCGGCCUCGCCUCCGCAGCCGGCGGGAGGAGGCGGGAAGGCGGGCGGAGGCGGGGGAGGAGGCGGGACUACGGCGGGCCGUAGCUGGCGCCGAGCGCGGUGGGAGAGCAGCGGGUACCCGGCUGGCUCGGCUGGCGGCCUCUGCCCACACCUCGGCGCCGCAGCCCCGCUCCUCGCCCGCCCUUGGCUCCUGGCUCUGCGGCCGCCGGCCAUAGAGGAGCCGGCGGAACCCUGGACGACCGUGUCUGGAGUAGAACAGAAAAGUUACUAUGCCUGUGCUCCCCAGGGACCCUUUGGAACUUACACAGUGACGUCAUCUGGGAUUUAGCCUGGGGUGCGCAGCCUGGUGCCUAACAUGGAAGUAGAUGUAAAUGGGGAACCCAGAAGCACCCUGACCACCCUGCCCUUGCCCGUGGCUGAGGGGAGCUCUCCAGGAAAGGCAGAGGCAGAGAAACCCCGCUGCUCCAGCACGCCGUGCUCCCCCAUGCGUCGGACUGUGUCUGGUUAUCAGAUCCUCCACAUGGACUCUAACUACUUGGUUGGCUUCACCACCGGGGAGGAGCUCCUGAAGUUAGCCCAGAAGUGCACGGGAGGGGAAGACAGCAAGGGGGAAGCCGUGCCUCCCUUGCGCUCUAGACAGCUGGACGCGGGACUGGCGCGUUCCUCCCGUCUGUAUAAAACUAGAAGUAGAUACUAUCAGCCAUACGAGAUCCCAGCUGUCAAUGGCAGAAGGCGAAGGCGGAUGCCCAGCUCAGGAGACAAGUGCACCAAAUCCCUACCUUACGAACCCUACAAGGCCCUCCACGGGCCCCUGCCUCUGUGUCUUCUUAAAGGUAAGAGGGCUCACUCCAAAUCCCUGGACUACCUCAAUCUAGAUAAAAUGAGCAUCAAGGAGCCAGCCGACACGGAAGUGCUACAGUACCAGCUUCAGCACCUGACCCUGCGAGGGGACCGAGUGUUCGCUAGAAACAAUACAUGAAUGGCUUGCACAAGAGGUUCAACCACUUUAGGUCGGCCCAUACUCGGCUGGAGGAAAAUCUGCUGUCGUACUCUGUACAUGACCUUCACAUUAGAGAUGGUUAUAUCAGCUAAGUGUUCCCGGGACAGAAAAAUUGUCUGGAUCAAGUUUUGGAUACAGGAAUGAAAUCACAGGCACUUGGGGCGGGGCGGGGGGAAUAUCAUUCUAGAGCACGAAACUGCAAAGAAAACCGAAUGUUUGACCGUGAGUUUGCAUAGCUUUUUAGCUAGGAAAAGGCUUUGGUGCAGGAAUUUCACCUUUCCGGAUUCUGACACCCAAAUUGGGAAUGUUACCUGCUUGGUUGUUGCUAACUUGGUAUGACUCAUUAGGAAUUUAUAUUGAAGUACCCAGUGCUUCUUGGAUCUCUGUAUUUUAGUAUAAAAGUGUAUGUAAUGAUUCAUCUUACGAAAUUUAGAGCUUGAACACGGCUGAACUGGACCACUUUUUAUUUUUAAAUAUUGAGUUUAAAUAUUUUAUAACUGGUUUUGCACUGAAAACAAUUAACAUUUCAGAUAAUUAAGAGAGUAAUCUUUCUUCACUUGCCUCAGUGAUAAUAUUGAGCGAUGGAUUUUUUUUUUUUAAUUUCCGCAUGGAAAGUUACUGAUCUUUAUGGCUGUAAAAUAUUCCUUUCUAAGCAUUAUUAAAGUUGUGUCUUAAUAAAAUUAAAUUUGGGAUACAAAGUAUUUCUUUCAUGAUGGGUAGCGGGGUGGGGUGCUUUUCCCAGAAUGUUUCCGACUUGAAGUUUCCAUCAGUUGGAAACAUUUCCUGAGCGCUUAGUAUCAAUUUAAAUUCCACGUGGAGCUUGAACAUGGGAGGAUUCUCCCCUGGGCUGUCGGCACAGUGCUGCUUGUAUUCUCACUUCUUGUAAGUUGACUCUAAUUCUAGCAGAGGAGCUCCUGACUUUGACUAUCAAAUGCUUAAACUAAGUCUGAAGUGACACCACUCAGCCCAGGGUCACCACUCUGUGCAGGGUGAUUCUCAUCAGAAUUUUAGUUUCCGGAUUAGCCUAGGAGCCUAGCAUGCUCCUACUGUUUUAAUGGGCUAAUCCUGGAUUACCUAACAGUUUAUGUCUGUCACACUGGUUUCGUUUGUUGCUAAAGAAAUAAUUCCUUGACUUUAGUAACAGAAGCAGCUCAACGAUUCUUGACCAUAAAUGUGUGUAACUUUCCUUCUGUAAACAUUUCUGUUUCUUUUACUCAGUCUUAAAGGUGCAAUUUAUUACUGAUUUGGCAAUUCUGGCUAUAUAGGACUACAUAUUUUAUGUUUUCUUUGGGGGCACUGUGAGUUUCUAAGGGGUUAGCAGUCUUGCUUAUAAAACAGGAACACUUUUUAAUUGACGAAUUGGGCCAUUCCUGGAACAAUCAUAAUUUUUCCACUGUCCAGCAUGGAUGGCAACCUUUCCUUAGAGCAGAAUAACUCUUAGAAACCCCAGGAGCUCUUAAUAGAGAGGCAGCCAUGUUGGCAACAUGUAAGAGGGAGCUCAGGAGAGGCUGGCUCCCAGCUUACUGCAUCCAUCCGAGUUUUCGGUGUCUGGAAAGUUUCUGCUGUUGUCUACUUUAAAGCAAACUGCACCUUUGUAACAUAUUGUACUGAUGAAUGGUCACUAAGAUUAACUCUAUCUAUACAGUCAUUAGUUUGACAAGUAAUAGAAUCCUGUCAGAUGCCAAAGAGUUGGGAUUUUUACCUUUAAUGAUUAAACACCGUUAUUUAUUGAUGAUUUACCCUCUGGAACUGUAUUGUUUCUAACUGAAAUAAAAGGGUGAUGUAAACACA
Rattus rattus (black rat) is the source of this 2793-nucleotide messenger RNA. RefSeq names its product macrophage immunometabolism regulator (gene Macir). The record is from RefSeq and is a predicted model, not a curated record. Gene Ontology annotation, biological process: negative regulation of cytokine production involved in inflammatory response; negative regulation of fibroblast migration. The transcript is spliced from 3 exons. NCBI's taxonomy places the organism in Eukaryota, Metazoa, Chordata, Mammalia, Rodentia, Muridae. Bases 358 to 981 code for a protein of 207 amino acids.